Messenger RNA from Musca vetustissima, 650 nucleotides. RefSeq lists its product as uncharacterized. The record is from RefSeq and is a predicted model, not a curated record. Bases 16 to 648 code for a protein of 210 amino acids. The transcript has 4 exons. Lineage: Eukaryota; Metazoa; Arthropoda; Insecta; Diptera; Muscidae.
AUUUUGUUUUUAAUAAUGAGAAAAUUAUUCGGUUUACCUUUGAGAACGGCCGCCAUUGUUGUUGGCUCCUUAUCGGUGUUGUUGUUUUUGUAUGCCAGCAUUCACACCACCUACAAUUUGGUGCAAUUUAUGACGCAAGAAAAAGUCACCAAUUCGGUGUGGAUCAUUGACCCGGAUACCGGUGAAAUAAGUCAUCGUACAGAAGUCGAUACGAGGGGUGAUACAAAUAGUCCCAAGGCACAGUAUACGGGAUGGAUUAUGGAUACAGAUACAGCAACAUUCUAUAUCCUCUAUACAUGUCUGAGUUGGGCCUCUUUAAUAACGUCAAUAUGUUUAAUUGUUGGAGGAAUGAGAUAUAACAACAAACUACUACUGCCAUGGCUUGUAAUGGGCGUUGUCACACUGACAGCCCUAAGUUUGUGUCUUAUCUACACCGUCUAUUUGUUCAUCAUCUACAGUCUGAAUGGUUGGUGUGUCGAGGCAUCGAUGAUAAUUGUGUUGGUUGCCGCCAUUCUAUUAUUGGGUUUGGAAAUUUAUCUAUGGCGUGGCAUACAACUAUUCUAUAUGGAACUCAUGGAUGGACGCGAAAGACGUAAAAUGUUACCCACCACUGUGCCAUUAUACUCCCAAGAUGAGUUUUUCUAUUGAAG